AGUGAGUACACCGGAGUCCGGAGCAGGCGCUGCAGGAAGGAGCUGUUGGGCGGCUUCCGUCUGGCGAAUGGGUUCCUGCCUUGACGACCGCUGACGGCUUGCGCGGAGGCGGAGGGAAACGCUCCAAAUUUCCAGAAACCUACCACAGAAUGUGCACCUGGCUUAUCCUUUGGCGAAUCCCUCAACCUCCCUUGCACGGUGCAGCGUGUAGUAACAGGAGCGUGGUCCCCUGGAGCUGUCCUCUCCGUGAUCUCGUCGCAGCCAAGGUUGAUCCGUAGCACCAGGAUAUCGGUAUUUUCAGUCUACUGUGCCAGUGCAGUUCACGGUGUGAAGCCAUUCCCUGGCUCAGCCCUUUUCCAUUUCACUUCCGGAAGUGUGUCAUCCACCUUCGCGUUUCCCCAGGGAAGUGAUAACAGAUCACAGCACUUCUCCCCACGUAUCUCUGCAAACAUUUAUCGAGUACGCGUUAGGUGUUAGUUACCGGGACGUGAUUUUUCAGGCAGGAUCCCACAUCCUGGAAUUUACUGAACGGUGAUGAAAACACGCAUUAACAGUUGUCUUGUAUACUUUACUGGAUUCACAUCCUACUCCAUUAACCUCUAACUCCCUUGGCUCUACAACACAAAUGGGAGAAAGACAUAGAGAGAAAGAUACACAGAGGAACACAUUGGCUCCAAAGCACUUCCUCUGGUUUAGGAAGGCAAGGCCCUGGAUAAGAAUGACAAGACGAUCAUUCCAAAAGGACAGAUGCUGAUGAUUUUCUCUGGGACCUCCAGUAGAUGAACACAUCACUCAAAAACUGUAGCAGUUUGAGGAAACUGCCUCUUUCAAAAUUAUACCCAGUCAUGGAUACUAAUGAUGACCCCGAUGACGACCAUCUUACAAGUUAUGAUAUUCAGCUCAGUAUUCAAGAAUCCAUUGAAGCCAGCAAGUCUGUAUUUUAUUCUGAAAGAUUUGCACCACUAAGUGAUCAAAACAGAAAACUUGUGGAAGCCAUAAAACAAGGUCACAUUCUUGAGCUCCAGGAAUAUGUGAAAUAUAAAUAUGCAUUGGAUGAAGCUGAUGAAAAAGGAUGGUUUCCACUGCACGAAGCUGUUGUUCAACCCAUUCAACAAAUACUUGAAAUUGUUCUGGAUGCAUCCUACCAGACACUCUGGGAGUUCAAGACCUCUGAUGGAGAAACACCCUUGACUUUGGCAGUCAAAGCUGGUCUGGUGGAAAAUGUAAGAACUUUACUAGAAAAGGGAGUGUGGCCAAACACCAAAAAUGACAAAGGAGAGACGCCCCUUCUGAUUGCUGUAAAAAAUGGCUCCUAUGACAUGGUGUUCACACUGCUUAAACACAACACCAGCCUUGACCAGCCCUGCAUGAAGCGAUGGUCAGCAAUGCAUGAAGCAGCCAAACUAGGCCGCAAAGAUAUCAUAGCUCUGCUACUAAAUCACGGAGGCAAUGUCCACCUGAGAGAUGGAUUUGGGGUUACACCAUUAGGCGUUGCUGCUGAGCAUGGUCACUGUGAUGUGUUGGAACACCUGAUCCACAGAGGUGGUGAUGUGUUUGCUUUGGCGGAUGAUGGGGCAUCAGUGUUGUUUGAGGCAGCAGGAGGGGGCAAUCCUGACUGCAUUUCCCUCCUGCUGGAAUACGGAGGAAGUGGAAAUGUACCCAACAGAGCAGGGCAUCUUCCAAUACACCGAGCUGCCUAUGAGGGACAUUAUCUUGCUCUGAAGUAUCUUAUCCCAGUAACAUCCAAAAAUGCAAUCCAGAAAAGUGGCCUAACACCAAUUCACUCUGCAGCAGAUGGACAAAAUGUGCAAUGCCUAGAACUGCUUAUUGAAAAUGGCUUUGAUGUCAAUACCCUGCUUGCUGACCACAUUUCCGAGAGCUAUGAUGACGAGCGGAAGACGGCGCUGUAUUUUGCCGUUUCUAACAAUGACAUCCAGUGCACAGAAGUCCUUCUGGCUGCAGGUGCAGACCCAAACCUAGAUCCUCUCAACUGUCUACUUGUGGCAGUGAGGGCCAAUAACCAUGAAAUUGUCCGGCUGCUUCUCUCCCAUGGAGCUAACGUCAAUUGUUAUUUUAUGCAUGUGAAUGACACGCGUUUCCCCAGUGCCAUUCAGUAUGCCCUCAAUGACGAGGUAAUGCUGAGGCUGUUGCUGAAUAAUGGCUAUCGAGUGGAGAUGUGCUUUGACUGCAUGCAUGGGAACAUCUUUGGAAAUUCAUUUGUGUGGUCAGAGAUAGAAGAAGAGGUACUACCAGGGUGGACAUCUUGUGUAAUAAAAGAUAACCCGUUUUGUGAGUUUAUUACAGUUCCUUGGAUGAAACACUUGGUAGGCAGCGUUAUUCGUGUAUUAAUUGAUUACAUGGAUUAUAUUCCUCUGUGUGCUAAGCUGAAGUCUGCACUAGAAGUACAGAGAGAAUGGCCAGAAAUCCGUCAAAUACUAGAGAAUCCUUGCUCAUUGAAGCAUUUGUGCCGGUUAAAAAUUCGAAGGCUUAUGGGACUCCAGCGACUCUGCCAGCCAGCCUCAAUGGAGAAGCUCCAUCUACCACCAACCAUCCAAAGAUACAUAUUAUUUAAAGAGUAUGAUCUCUAUGGACAAGAGCUAAAUUUGCCGUUUCCUCAUCAGCAAAUUGAAGACAAUUUAAACAAGAAAGGUACUCAUGAAAUGAGCAAGAAUGCCAUCAUGAAAUACAAACACUUCUGUGUCCAGCUGGGCUUGUUCAUUGGUUGGAGACCAAACUCAGGAGAUGACUGACCAUAAAGCAGGAGCUUCUGGGCCCAUGUGAGU
This is a messenger RNA of Canis lupus familiaris (dog), 2783 nucleotides long. It is a transcript of the gene ASB15, whose product is annotated as ankyrin repeat and SOCS box containing 15. Bases 780 to 2750 code for a protein of 656 amino acids. Gene Ontology annotation, cellular component: cytoplasm. Gene Ontology annotation, molecular function: protein binding. The transcript is spliced from 14 exons. Gene Ontology annotation, biological process: intracellular signal transduction. The record is from RefSeq and is a predicted model, not a curated record. Lineage: Eukaryota; Metazoa; Chordata; Mammalia; Carnivora; Canidae.